GCUCCGACGAUUGCAGAAGACAAAAUGAACUAUUUGACUCUGAGCAGAAGAGACAGAGAGAGUCAGUAGGACGUAUUGAAAAAAUAGAAGUUAACUAUGAAGGAACACCUAAAAAUGAAACACUGGUUAUGAAUAAAAAUGUGUCAACCCCUUAUGAUUGUGCUAAACAUUUGGGUGAUACUGUUCGCAAAAGAUGUGUAGUAGCUCUACUCAAUGGGGAAACCUUAUGGCACGUCCACAAACCACUUCCUGAUUCUUGCAAGUUAGAAUUACUACAUUAUCAUCUACCAAAUCCAAUAUCGGUGAACAAAACAUACUGGAGGAGUUGUAGUUUCUUAUUGGGGGCUGUUAUCUCAAAUGCUUUCAAAGAUAACGUUUCCCUAUCUUUACAUAGCUUUCCAAGUCCAAAUGUGAAAUCUGGAAGCUUUGUUUACGAUGUACAGCUGAGUCUAGAUGAUUGGAAACCAACAACUGCAGAGCUCAAAGUACUCUCCAUAGAAAUGAUAAAACUGUCCCAGAAAGAGUUCCCCCUGGAAUGUUUGGAUGUGUCCAAAGAAAUUGCUUUCGAUAUUUUCAAAAACAACCCUCACAAAACACUACAAAUCCCUAGCAUCGCAGAGCACAAUGGGGAUAAGGUUACUCUGUACAGAGCUGGUCAGCACAUAGAUAUCUCGAAGGGGCCCAUGAUACCAAAUACAAAUCACUUGGGUAGAAUAACUGUUGCCAAUGUCAUAAAAUUGGAUACUGAUAUUCCGGGAGCACCCAUCUAUAGAUUCCAAGGAGUUUCACUACCGAGAUCUUUGAUUUUGAAUCAUUUUGCAUAUGGAUUGCUCGAAGAGAGAGCAAGGCUAUUGAAUGGUGCAAGGAUUCCCGGGACUCAAGCGGUGGUUAAUGAGGAUAAUACCUUUGUAGCAAGAAUGACUGGAUAAUGUUUUUAAUAUAUAGAAUUUAGUUAA
Molecule: messenger RNA, 956 nt
Organism: Leptinotarsa decemlineata (Colorado potato beetle)
Lineage: Eukaryota; Metazoa; Arthropoda; Insecta; Coleoptera; Chrysomelidae
Gene: mRpL39
Product: mitochondrial ribosomal protein L39
Cellular component (GO): mitochondrion
Molecular function (GO): nucleotide binding; RNA binding
Source: RefSeq, a predicted model, not a curated record